GUACCUCGGCGACACAGGAGCUUCUACCGCGCGGCGCUGUUCGGGCUGCUGGAGCACGUGCUGGCGGCGCCAGACCCGCAGCUGGCGGAGCGUCACCUGAAGUGCCUGCGAUCCCCUUAUGCGCGUGAUUGCGCUCAUGCUGCUUUAUACACCCCGCCCCUGCCCGUUCCUACACAGGCUGGACUUGGUGGUGUCGCGGCACCUGGCGCGACUGGACGAGCCGCAGUUCCAGCAGCAACCCCCGCCCACCAGCCCGGCCGCAAACGACGGCCGUGGCGCCGGCAUGAGCCCGCUGAGGCUGACGCCAGCGCGUGGCGACCCGGCCUUUGCCCCCAUGCAUGCUUCGCCGGGCCAGCCUGCUGCGGCUGCGGCUGCGGCCGGCGCGCAGGUGCCCCCACGGGACGACCCUGCGGCCUACCGCGGCGGCCAGCGGCUGCUACGCCUUUUGCGCACCGCCUGGUUCAAGUGCCCCGACGCGCCGCGGCCGUCCGACGUGUCCAGCCUGGAGCGCCUCUUUAACAGCGUCGAGCAGAGCGGUGAGGUGAUCCGCUUCGCACGCAGCCUGACGGCGCGGGAGCUGAUGGCGGCGGAGGAGUUCUACACUCCCUUCAUUCCCGGCUGCGGAGGGGACUACACGGGCCUGACUCUGCGCCAGAUCUGUGAGCGGCACGUGCUGCCCAUGGGCGUGGAGGUUGAGCAGCUGCAGAUCAUCGCGGCCUGCACGGCGCUGGGUGUGACGCUGGCGGUGCUGGACGUGGCGGGCAGUGCGGUGGGAGCCAUCAAGCACGGCCCCGCGGCGCAGCAGCAUGGCCCGCCGGUGGCCUGGGUGGCGCACCUGCCCGGCCAUUACGACGUUAUCUACCCCGCACGGCCGUUGGACGUGGCGCCGGGGGGGCAACUAGUGGCGGCAAUUAUAUAAAGCGAGGCGAGUAUGUAACUGUGCCUCGCGUGGAUAACGUCAGUAUGGUGCGAAGUGGUAUGAGGGCCCAGGUGUAAGGGUGCUCUCGC
Molecule: messenger RNA, 1008 nt
Organism: Chlamydomonas reinhardtii
Lineage: Eukaryota; Viridiplantae; Chlorophyta; Chlorophyceae; Chlamydomonadales; Chlamydomonadaceae
Exons: 5
Coding region: 137-919 (260 amino acids)
Biological process (GO): protein K48-linked deubiquitination
Cellular component (GO): nucleus
Molecular function (GO): cysteine-type deubiquitinase activity; ubiquitin binding
Source: RefSeq, a predicted model, not a curated record